Molecule: messenger RNA, 2034 nt
Organism: Quercus lobata
Lineage: Eukaryota; Viridiplantae; Streptophyta; Magnoliopsida; Fagales; Fagaceae
Product: zinc ion binding / DNA binding protein
Exons: 10
Coding region: 99-1703 (534 amino acids)
Molecular function (GO): DNA binding
Source: RefSeq, a predicted model, not a curated record
AAUGUUUCAACAAUUGUUUAGACUUCUCUGCUGUCCAAACCAUGCAUGUUACAGUAAUCUAAACCAAUCCCCAAAAAGAAGAGCCAGACAUAAUCAUCAUGAAGAAGCAAAGGAAGCAAAAAAAGAUAAUCAAAGACAGGGAUUCAGAAGACUGGUGUUUUGAGUGCAAAGAUGGUGGAAAACUAAUGAUCUGUGACUACAGGGAUUGCCUAAAAGUUUAUCAUCCAGAAUGUGUGGGAAAGGAUGAUUCAUUCAUGGAGAAUGAAGAGCCCUGGAAUUGUAAUAGGCAUUCUUGCUUAAUAUGCCAAAACACAGCAAAAUUUUAUUGUGUUUGCUGUCCAAAUGCGGUAUGUGGAUGCUGCAUUGGUGAAGUUGAGUUUGCACCUGUUAAAGGGAAGAAAGGAUUCUGUGACAACUGUUUGGAGCUUCUUCUUCUUGCUGAACAAAAUGCGGAUUAUGAUUCUGAUGGGGAAAAGGUGGAUUUCAAUGACCGAGAAACAUAUGAAUGUCUAUUUAAGGAAUAUUGGGAUAUAAUAAAAGGAAGAGAAGGCUUGACUGUCGACAAUGUGUAUUCUGCAGAUGCCCAGUUAAAGAAGAGAGGACGCUGCUCCGAUUCAGUUAGAAUAGGCAAGGCCAAAGAAUGUAAAAAACUGAAAAUCUCUGAGAAGGCAUUAGGAAAAAAGAAGGUGUCUAAAGCAAUAGAAUUUAUAGGAUGGGGAUCAAGCCCUCUCAUUAAGUUCCUCACAUCCAUUGGUAAAGAUACAACCAAACAAUUAUCACAAUAUGAUGUGGAGUCUAUCAUCUCUGGAUAUAUUCAAGAGAAAAACCUUUUUCACCCAAAAAAGAAGAGGAGGAUACUUUGUGACCCAAUGCUGUAUUCUCUCUUCAGAAGGAAAUCAGUGGAUAAGAACCAAAUAUAUAGUCUCCUGGACAUCCAUUUUGUUGCUAACUUGGAGCAAUCAGAAGACGAUGAAAGUGAGGAUGAAGAUGAAAUCAUUUUAGGAGAGAAAAAGAACGAACAUAUUACAGCAGCAUUUAAGAAACAGAAAACAUUGAGCUCAAACAGAACAUGUCAGGAAGAGGAAGUGAAUCGUACUGUGAAAGAGAGCGGUUUUGCAUCUAUGGUUGCUGAAAAUAUCAAACUUGUCUACUUAAGGAAGAGCUUGGUGGAAAGGCUACUGAAGCAGCCUGAAAGUUUUGAUUGCAAGGUAGUGGGAAGUUUUGUGAGAACAAAAACAGACCCCACAGAUUAUCAGCGACGUACGUCUCAUCAGCUCUUACAAGUUAGAGGCAUAAAGAAAAACGCAAGUGAAGUUCUACUGCAAGUCUCUAAUAUGCCAAUAGACCUUAACAUCGCUAUACUUUCUGACUGUGACUUCACUAAGGAAGAAUGUGAAGAUUUGCAACAAAUGGUUGAAAAUGGCCUCCUAAAGAAACCUACUGUUGUGGAGCUCGAACAGAAGGCAAGGAGUCUGCAUGAGGAUAUAACAAAACAUUGGAUUGAGAUGGAGCUGGUCAAAUUACAAAAAUGCAUUGAUCGGGCAAAUGAGAAGGGCUGGAGAGCAGAAUUAUUUCAAUAUUUAGACAAAAUAGAACUUCUCAAGAAACCGUCAGAACAGGAACGAUUAUUAAAUCAGGAGCCAAAGGUCAUUGCAGAGAUGGUAGAGCUCAGAUCUGAUUCUUCAGACUCCUCUGGAGAUUGAUGAACAAUAAAGUUUUUGCUGCAGUCAAUCCUCAUUGGCAAUAUCAAAACAUUCCAGCAAGUAACUAAAAAUAUGAUGGAGCUUUUCUUGCGCCUUAUUGGUCUGUACAUAAACACUGUAGGGCGCGAGAUUUGAAAACUUUGGUUGUUAGAGGUAUCAAAAAGCAACCAUCCAUUUCAUUUUGAAUGUCUGAUCCCUUUUGUUUCUGAUCAGCCAAAUGUGUAGUAGUUGAAGGUCUGUACCAUGUAAUGUAAAGAUGGAGGUGUACUUAGCUUUUCCUUACAAAACAUGUAUUAUAAAACCAAUGGAAAUUUUCAUUUGCAUAAUGUUU